AUUGAUGAGAUGCCAGAAGCUGCAGUGAAAUCCUCCUCCAAUAAGUACCAAGUCUUCUUCUUCGGGACCCACGAAACGGCAUUCCUGGGGCCCAAAGACCUUUUCCCCUACGAGGAGUGCAAGGAGAAGUUUGGGAAACCCAACAAGCGGAAAGGGUUCAGCGAAGGUUUGUGGGAGAUCGAGAACAACCCCACGGUCAAAGCCUCCGGCUACCAGCCCACCCAGAAGAAGAGCUGCCCCGAGGCGGCCGAGCGGGAGCCAGAUGGGGACGGGGAGAAGAAGGGCAAUGCCGAGGGCAGCAGCGACGAGGAGGGGAAGCUGGUGAUCGACGAGCAGUCCAAGGACAAGAACGAGAAAGGCGGGAUCAAGAGGAAAGCGGAAGAUGCUUUGGAGGACUCCCCCAAACGCCCCAAGGAUGCGGAGGGGCAGGAAGGGGAGAAGAAGGUGGACAACGAAGAGGCCCCCAAGGAGGAGCCCAAAGCCAACCCGGGCGAAGGGGAGAAGAACAGCGACGCCGCCGACGCGCCUGACGCCAACGAAGCCAAGCAGGAGGGCAAGGAGGAGGUCAGAGACCACAAGGAGAGCCUGUAGCAGCGUCCCCAGAGAGCUGAUCCUACCCCGCUGGCUCCCCGGGUGCUGCCCCCGCCGCGUCGCCCUCGCCGGGCUCGUCGCGUCUGGAGCUCCUGGACGGCAGAAACUGACCCCGAAAAUGAAAUUUCAAAAGGAAAAAAAAAUUAAAAAAACAAAAGAAAACACAUGAAAAAAAAAUAUGAGAGAGAGAGAGAGAGAGAGGAAUGCAGAGCAGCCCGGUACCGACCCCGAGCGCCCGCCCUGCCGUGAGUGCAACGCUUUGUAUUAGUGAUUCCUCGGGGCUGAGCAGUUGAUUUGAAAUAAAAGCGAUUCUUGCCUUUUUAAA
Empidonax traillii (willow flycatcher) is the source of this 916-nucleotide messenger RNA. RefSeq names its product heparin binding growth factor (gene HDGF). Bases 10 to 591 code for a protein of 193 amino acids. Gene Ontology annotation, cellular component: nucleus. NCBI's taxonomy places the organism in Eukaryota, Metazoa, Chordata, Aves, Passeriformes, Tyrannidae. The transcript has 5 exons. The record is from RefSeq and is a predicted model, not a curated record. Gene Ontology annotation, biological process: regulation of transcription by RNA polymerase II. Gene Ontology annotation, molecular function: transcription coregulator activity; double-stranded DNA binding.